Messenger RNA from Oncorhynchus nerka (sockeye salmon), 3215 nucleotides. It is a transcript of the gene trim62.1, whose product is annotated as tripartite motif containing 62, tandem duplicate 1. The record is from RefSeq and is a predicted model, not a curated record. Gene Ontology annotation, molecular function: protein binding; ubiquitin protein ligase activity; zinc ion binding. Gene Ontology annotation, cellular component: cytoplasm. Gene Ontology annotation, biological process: positive regulation of canonical NF-kappaB signal transduction; protein ubiquitination; innate immune response. Lineage: Eukaryota; Metazoa; Chordata; Actinopteri; Salmoniformes; Salmonidae. The coding region runs from base 338 to 1837 and encodes 499 amino acids. The transcript has 6 exons.
UCCAUUCCUUCCUGAAAGGGACCUGAGCAGAAAUUCAGGAGUUGUGCUUGUCACUGUGACAACAGUGCCGUGAGUGAGGUGUCUGAAAUGAUUUAUUUGAUGUGGAGCAGUCUUCUUCGAUAGUUUUGGUAAAGGUCAGACAGGGUCGCGUUGAAAGCACCCUGAUUUGAAGUAACGUUACCAAAGGAGACUUGCUAAGGAAAAUCAAGAGUGGCCAAGAUUCUGAAGUGGGUGUCAAAGAACUGCCAGUCAAGAGUUGAUCUCACAAGCCAGAACAUUGUCUUAAAAAAGUAUAGCCAGUGUGCAGUUAAAUGCAGCUCAACCUCUGUGUUUGCAAAUGGCUUGCUGUCUGAAGGAUGAGCUCCUGUGUUCCAUCUGCCUGAGUAUCUACCAGGACCCUGUCAGUUUUGGCUGUGAGCACUAUUUCUGCCGAAAGUGCAUCACUGAGCACUGGAGCAGACAGGAGCCCCACGGUGUACGAGACUGUCCUGAGUGCAGGAGGACCUUCGCAGACCCUCUUCUCUCCCCAAGCCUCAAGCUAGCCAACAUCGUGGAGCGCUACUCAGCCUUCCCGCUGGACGCCAUCCUCAACGCGCAGAGGAGCUCCUAUCCCUGCAAGGACCACGAGAAGGUCAAGCUUUUCUGCCUCAGCGACAAGAGCCUGGUGUGUUUCUUCUGUGACGAGCCAGCCUUACACGAGCAGCAUCAGGUCACCACUAUUGACGAGGCCUACGAGGAGAUACAGAGGGAGAUGAAGGAGCAGCUGGCCACUCUGCAGGACAGUGAGAAGGGACACACCGAGGCCUUGCAGCUACUGCAGAGACAACUCACUGAGACCAAGUCGUCGGCCAAGGGCCUGCGUGCGACCAUCGGCGAGGCAUUUGAACGCCUGCAGCGGUUCCUGCGAGAGCGCCAGAAGGCCAUGCUGGAGGAGCUGGAGACGGACACGGCGCGCACGCUCUCCGACAUCGAGCACAAGAUCCAGCGCUUCAGCCAGCAGCUGCGUGACGUCAAGGAGGGCAUCGGCAUCCUGCAGGAGCGCCUCAACGAGACGGGACGCCACGACUUCCUGGAGGGCGUGGCCCUCACCUCCGAGAGGUGCUCUGCUUACUGUCUGACUGACCUUGGAUCAGCUCUUCUUCCAAAAAGCCACAGUCCUAAACUUUUGAUAAAAGGAAAGAUACAUGAGACCAAUCUAACAUAUGAAGAUUUCCCGACCUCCAAGUACAUGGGGCCCCUGCAGUACACAAUAUGGAAGUCUCUCUUUCAGGAUAUUUCACCAGUGCCAGCAGCUUUGACCUUAGACCCCAUCACAGCCCACCAGAGACUCAUCCUAUCAGAUGACUGCACCAUCGUAGCCUAUGGUAACCUGCACCCCCAGCCCCUGCAGGACUCCCCGCGGCGCUUCGACGUGGAGGUGUCUGUGCUGGGGGCCGAGGGCUUCGGCUCCGGGGUGCACUACUGGGAGGUGAUGGUGUCAGAGAAGACCCAGUGGAUGAUCGGCGUGGCCAACGAGACGGUCAGCCGCAAGGGCAGCAUCCAGAUCCAGCCCAGCCGCGGCUUCUACUGCGUCGUCAUGCACGACGGCAACCAGUACAGCGCUUGCACCGAGCCCUGGACUCGCCUCAACGUCAAGAGCAAGCUGGAGAAGGUGGGCGUGUACCUGGACUACCCCAAGGGCCUGCUGGUGUUCUACAAUGCUGAUGACAUGUCCUGGCUGUACACCUACAGGGAGAAGACUUUCCCAGCCAAGCUCUGCCCCUACUUCAGCCCCGGGCAGAGCCACGCCAAUGGCAAGAACGUCCAGCCGCUGAGAAUCAACACCGUGCGUCUAUAAGAGCCACACACAGGGUCACUCUACAGAUCGGCUCGCUCACCUCAACCCUCCCUGAGGAUAGGAUACCAACGAUGAUGACGUAACUAAGAUCCUAAAGACGGCUCGUUUUUUAAAUGAUGAGAGGGGGGGGGGGGGGGUGUUUGACUAUGAAAUGUAAAUGUAUUUCGUUCUGGUGUUCUUUUCCGGGUCUCUGUUUUUGUCUUGCCUGUCGGUGUGGCUCCUCACUGAUCUCACCAGGGAGGGACUAUGUGGACAUUGCUGCAGCAUCAUGGUUUCAACUGGAGCCCCGGUUAGCUUCUUCAGGGGUGGAAGGAGAGAGAGACCCCCCGCUCCCCCAAGCCCCUCUGGGCUUUACUCUGUCUGCAUAGAUGACGUCAUCGCACCGUGGUUUCAUAGUGGGAUCUCUGCUGUGACUGAGGCCCACCUUGAACAGGCCCACGGGCUCUGCUCUCCUUCCAAGGCUCCAGACUGACUGACAGACGGCUGCUCGGCCUGUCUCUCUCAGCAGCCAGACAUUUUGAAACCGGGGGCCACCUUUCUUUUAGGCUUGUUGGCGGAAUAUUUCUGACGACGCUCUGCUCCUUUUUUCUUUGGCACAGAUCGCAGUUGUGAGUGAAAGCCUAUCGGUGUGGCAGUGAGUGCUGUUCCAUGUCCUCCCCGGUGAACCUGUACACUUUACUGAUGGAAAUGAUGUCGCAUCUCUUGAUUCCUUUCCCUCAGGACACACGUCCAGUUUUCCACAGUCGACACUGUCAAGUCAGUCCAAGUGCUGGACGUGGCUGAUACUCGUCAUUUGACAACGGCAGCCUCGUGGUCUGUGUGCUCUAGUGAUGGUCACUCUGUGCGUGGUCACUGUUGUGGUGCUUGCUGUCCUCACCCUUCCCUCGUUUCCCUACACCUCUCUGUCUUGUUGGGGGUGCCUGGAGAGGUUGUGUGUGUGUGUGUGUGUGUGUGUGUGUGUGUGGCAUGAAAAUGUGUUUCGCUGUGCGAGUGGGGACCUCUCUUCCCCCCACCGGGUGGUUUCUGUUGGGUUCUUCCACUCCAGCAUGAGCUCUACUCUACCUGGCAUGUACCUAUGUUACAUAUUUGUUUGUACUUUUAUUUUUAGCAGGUUAGUCUCGUUUUGAGAUGAACAUCUGGCCAAAAUAGCAGUACACAAAGUUGCAGACACGUUUACAAAAUAAAACACAAAGCACUACAGUUGGAAAAAAAAGUGUGGCGCAACUAGGGGUCAAAACAUUGACCGCAACCCCCCCCCCCCCACCUAAUUUCCCAUCAUAGUGUUUAACGUAGUUUUAAUCUCAUUUAAAAGGACGAGCUCCUGUCAUUUCAGGACCUUUUUGAAGCUCGUUCCAAGUGAAAGGGGCAGUGAACUGCC